Messenger RNA from Oppia nitens, 738 nucleotides. RefSeq names its product hypoxanthine-guanine phosphoribosyltransferase-like. Lineage: Eukaryota; Metazoa; Arthropoda; Arachnida; Sarcoptiformes; Oppiidae. The coding region runs from base 4 to 738 and encodes 244 amino acids. Gene Ontology annotation, molecular function: magnesium ion binding; hypoxanthine phosphoribosyltransferase activity. Gene Ontology annotation, biological process: GMP salvage; purine ribonucleoside salvage; IMP salvage. The transcript has 6 exons. The record is from RefSeq and is a predicted model, not a curated record.
AACAUGACUACAAAUUUAUUAACAAAAAGUCAACCAAUUAAUAUAACCGAUGAUUUUCCCGGAUAUCCAAUACAAUCGUUUAAUAUAAGUCCACAUUUUGGCCAAUAUUUGGAACGGGUUCUCAUACCGGGCGGUCUAAUACAGGACAGAAUCGAAAGACUUGCCUGCGAUGUGGCCAUAGAUAUGGGCGACCAGUCGUUCACUGCUGUCUGUGUACUCAAAGGCGGUCACCAAUUCUUCAGUCAACUGUUGGAUCAAAUCAAACAGUUCUAUCGGUACAGAUAUGCCUCUACCACCACAACCACUAACAAUGGACAGUCGGCUCAUCUCAUUGAUCAACGCAUCGGUGUUGAGUUCAUACGAGUGAAGAGCUAUGAAAACGACAGUUCAACUCAAGACAUUAGGAUUACAGGUAUCGAGUCGUUGGAUGCACUUAGAGGACAGAAUAUACUGAUCGUUGAGGACAUCAUCGAUACGGGAAAGACAAUGCAAUCGCUGCUAAAAUUGUUAGACGACUACCAAUUGAAAUCGUGUCGUGUAAUCAGUUUGUUUGUUAAACGUACGCCACUAAGCAAUGGCUAUCGACCCGAUUAUAUCGGUUUUGAAAUACCAAACAGUUUUAUUGUUGGCUAUAAUAUGGACUAUAAUGAACGAUUCCGUGAGCUAAAUCACGUAUGCCUAAUGUCUGAGACGGGUAAACAACAGUAUAGAUCAUUGACGACAACAACAAAAAUAUGA